ACAACAACUCCAACAAGAGGAUAUUUAUUUUUGAUCCAAUCAUCUCCAUGUCAAUGGGUUUACAACUUUUAAAGGCCAAAAUGAGGUAAAUUUAAAAAUGGUUUGAGCAUGAUACUAGCUAAGAAGCAUGUUAAUUUCAUUACUUUGUCACUUGACACCAACUGGUCAGCCUUCAGCCUGUGUUACUCACUCCACUCGGGGACUCGCUCUCUGAAGUCACUGCUAUUUCAGUGUAUUUUCUAACACCGUGUCUUGGCUACAGCCAUGUCUCUGUUGGAGCAGGGGUCUUAAUUUUUAGAAGAGCUGGAAACAAUUUAACAACUACAACAUGGAAUCUAAAGCCAAAAGGAAAGAAGCCCAACCUGUUCACCUUUUGCAAGGUGACCUGCUUAAAAGCAAGACUUCAUAAGUAGUCAAUCUGAGAGAGCGAUAGAAGCAACUGUGUCCCGCUCAUGCGAGCAAGUAUUUGAAAUGAGCUCUCUGGAAAAGCGCCAAGCAAACCGGCGGGGAAGCACACAUGGCCCUCGCAAGUGCUCUAACGGCAUCAGUGACACAUCAAGUGUGGGAAGCUUCAUGGACGAUACAGACAGGGAGGUAAGCAGCCUCACUGAUCGAGCCUUCAGGAGCUUGUGUAUUGGAGAGGAUGCCAUCUACAAUGACUUGGAGGUUUCCUCCCCUGCAGAUCAACGCAAAGCCUGUGCCCAAGAUGCCCUGCAAAAGAAAGAUUUAAAGACAAACUCCCAGGAGUUCUCCUCUCAUUGUAUUCAGUAUGAGGAGACUGAGAGGAAACCCGAAUUGGCCUCAACAUUCCAGCAUUCCUGUGUGGACGUAGCACAAGAGCAUGUUCUUGGAGACAAGAGUUUGUCUUAUAUAAGCAAUGGCUGUAUGGAGGGGACAUGGCAACAGAAGAGAAGCGCUUCCAGAGUUUCAUCGCUCAUUAAGGCCUUCAGUUCAGGGGAGAAUUGCUGUGACAGUGGGGCUCCUGACACUGUACAAGACAAAUACCAAGACUUUAAUAAUGAGUUAUGGGACAAAUCAGCUCUGCUAAGUAUUCAGAGAGAACUGUCAGAGGUCUCUUCUGGUUACCAUCUGAAUUUUAAAUCAGGCCCUUUACAAUCUCAUGGAAAUAAUAUUCAUGCAGUGGCCCGGAUGAACUCAGCAACAUGCUCAAAAACAAAGUCCAAGGCACUAAAUACCAAUAACCUUUUCUUUCACAGUGAAUUCAGUCCUUUCCAAUUGUGGAAGGAUUAUAACAGAUUCCCUUUUGAAAGGAAUGAACCCUCAGGGGUUGUAUCAGCCACUGGAUUUCCUAGGUGGUAUGAUUCUCCUCUCUACAAAGAACUAACAGCCACACACAGGAUUCUGUGCUCUCCAGCAGACGGCAGGCAGUUUACACGAAGAAAAAUUGAAGACGUCGCUGCCUCUCAGCGCUCUAGGUCCACAGUAAUCCAAAAAGCCUCAGCCAUAGAGAAGAGAUGUGAGUCUGAAAUGGCAUCUAACUGCCCCCCAUGGAAAAAUAAUAACUUGGUGAAAAACAAACUGCCAAGCAACAGGCCCUCCACAGUCUCACCAACCAAUGAGAAAGUGCACAGGCCAGAUUCUAGCUUGCUUUAUCAUAGUAGACAUACAUAUGAAAUUCAACAUAAAGUAGGAAAAGUAGGCAGCAGUGAGAUGUCCAAUAGAACGACCCCAUUCAACAUCACUCAGCUUCUGACACCGGUAAUUCCUGGAAGACAGGAAACAGAAACAUCAGAAAUCCUGCAAUUUGCACAUACUCCCUUGUCUUCUGAAUGUGACAGUGACCCGAAAGCACAGUCUGAUGUCAAACAACUGCGUGAUAGCUACAAAUCCAAAGCAUCCAGUCUAUUGUUCAACCUUAAAGACAACAGAAAACGAGUCAAGAGCACAUACAGUCCGACAAAAUUUAAAAUUUCAGAGAUUUCUGAUAUGAAUAAUCAACCAUCAAAACAAGAAGGUUGUGAAUCCAGACUUUCAGAAACAUCAGGAUCAAAAGUGUUUAAUCAGGAUCACGCUACAGCUCCUGGUGUUUGGGAACUUUGUAACCCAGUCCAAUCAAAUGAUGAGCUUUCCUUCUUACAAAUUACAGACCACAAACAGUGUGCGGAUAAAUCACAUAACAAUAUGACCUUAGUGUCUCGGUAUGGCACUACAAACUCCAAUAUCUCUUACUUGGGCUCGCAGAACACUCAUCCUAAUCUGCUUACUAACCGAGAAAGUGAGCAUUAUGAGGUAUUAACAAAUUCAGGACAUGAUAAUAGUAGAGGGAGUCCAAUGGGUCACAUUAAUGACAGUAUGAGGACAUUUUGCACAACAAGACUGGAAAAAGAAAACAUCUCUUCCAAAGAGCAACUACCAGCACAUAUGUCAGCUGACAUGUCAGCAAAACAUACUUUCUGUAGCAGAGAAGAUGAAGCUCAUCAGAACUUCAUUCAGAAAGAGGGGAGGAACUUUGUGAAAAAAGCAAGUUUUGGAUAUAAUCAGAUGGUUAAUAAUAAUGGGAUAAAAGAUGCACUGCCAUAUAAGGGAGAAAUAGCUACACUGAUAGAAAUGGACAAACAGAGGAAAGCCACUGCUAAGCAAUAUUUACCUCUAGCCAAUGAGAGCUACACUAUGAGAAAGGAGAUGUGCACAAAUAAAGUGAAUGAGAAUGUAAAUGGGAGUUGGCUUCCGAAAGAAAAACAGAUUCAGGACACAGAAAGCUCUUUCCAGACAUAUGCUGAAAAACGCUUCUCAAAUAAGCAGGUAAAAGAUGAUCAUACAAACACACCUGCAACAUCUCAACAUUUGUAUGAAUUUCAACAUAACGGUCUACAAAAAAUGGUAAACAGCACAAGGGGAUCAGGAAUUAUAACACACGAAAAAGCUGAAGUUUGUCUGCAGAGAUCCAUGAAACAUGCUACAAGUGAUAUAGAGACUGCAAAGGAUUAUAGUCAGAGAACCCAAUUUUUGCAAUCAGUGGAAGAGAAAUAUCGAUAUAAUGAAGGAUCUGUUGCUUAUCAGCCAUACAAAUACGAGUCAAACAAACAGUGGCAUAUUGCAACAACUGAAAACAGACACACUAUGGAUGAAGAGUGCAUGUCAAGGCAACUGCAGCAAUCUGAAAUGAAAGCAGAACAACCAGGUGAAUCAAAUUAUGCAUACCCCCGAUCAAGUACAUCUUGCAUGCAGCAGCAAAGCACAGCAUAUUCAGCAAGAACUAGCCAAAGAAAUUGGAUAACGGAAGACAGAGCCAAAACUGAGGAACACAAGCCAACCAGUCAGAUAUAUAACAAGCAGAGCCAUACGAAUACAGAUCUUAACAUACCAAAUACUCAAAGAACUUUGCAAAACAAUAACAGCUCACAAGCAAGAGGGGACAGAUUUAACAUUAAUGACAUUCUCUCUGUCAGAGACAGUGAACAAGCAAAAAGAAUCAGAGAAAAUAAAUCUGGUUUUAAUGGUAGAGUUGGUGACCCAACUAAAUUAGAAAAUCUAACUUCUCCGGUUACAUCUGAUGUAGCCGAGGAUAUAGCGGCUAAAUCUGAACCAUCUAAUGUUCAGUCACGGGCACAGCGAGAUGGAAAAUCCCACAGCAAGCAUGAAAAUACAAAUGCAUCAUAUGGCUAUGUCAGAAAGGAGUCACAUAUUCCAAAUGAUGUGAAAGAGAGGCCAGGAAAAGAUAUAUUUAUAAGUAAUGAGAAUGACAAAAUCACCCUAAGAGCACUUUCAUAUAAAGAAAAAGGACAAAACAAACACGAGAUACUCGCCUCAAAAUUGAAAGCGCAUGCUCAAAAGGAGAUAUCAGCAAUUAAAGAAAAAGGCCUUGCUAAACAUGCUAUUCCAUCAAGAAAUCCAAUAAAGCAAAGUUCAGCUAUAAGCAAUGACAAAGGACAGAUAAACCAGGAAGUUCUGUCACCACAAAAAGAAAUCACUGCAGAAAAACUGAAUCAUCUUUUUCAAGACAUUACUUAUUCAAGUGUUCCCUUAUAUAAAGAACAAAGAAAUCACGGAAAGGGUGAGCCAAAAUAUGAAUCUCUUACAGCAGAAAAAGUGGAAUUACUUACGAGAGAAAGGGUCUCAGAGACAGUUGCUACUGAGAAAGAAAGGACAAAGAUUCAAAUGAUAAAAUCUCAAGAGGAGGUAGACAAGAAAAAUUGUGAAGUCCAGAAAUUUGUUAAAAACUAUGUCCACCAGUUAAACAUGCAAUCCAAAGAAAAUCAACUUCUCAAACCUAGCAAAGACAACGAGACAGAGCCAUCUACAAAUGAUAGUGUUGCUGCAAAUGGUACAAAUCCAGCCAAAAGUUUUUCAAGCUCUCCAAAGCUCAAGGUUUUUAGCAAUGAGGAGUCUCUUGUCAAGACAGAAGAUAAGACUUUAUCUAAUCUGCCCAAACCUUGCACAUCAAAUGACACAGAGCACUCAUCAUUUAAACAGGAGGUCUUGGUGAAAGCAGCAACUAACCGUCUUGCACUAUACAACAUUUCAGGGGAAGCUAUAACCCUCGAAAGCUCUGUUAACAAAGCAAAAGAACAGCUGUCAAAUGUCAACACAGCUAAACCUACUGCUGAUAGUAAUACACCUUCUCUGAAAUGCUAUGACUUGGUAGAAACAACCAAAAGUAAAAAUGGCACGAGAAAAGAAAGUCCUUUAACUUUACCAAAUGCAAGGGACCUUGAAAUUAACACUAGACAAGACAAAACUCCAACAGUUUGGAUGAAAGCUGAUGCACCUGCUGUUGAGAAGACGGCCGAAUUUACAGAAACUGCUUACUCUAAAACUGCUUUCCCUAAUACACAAACAGUAAACACUGAGCAAGAAAAGGAACAUCUUCAAAGUGGAGUAAGUGAAAAUCAAACAGUCCUUUCAGAAAUUUUACCAAAGACUAGUAACCAGGUGUACUUUAAGCCAAAUACAGAACCCACAGAAAAGGAAACUUGGCUAGAAAAUCAAGAUAUUCAGGCAGAGGCCAUCCAAACUUGUCCAACAAAUGAAGAUGCUUCUCUUCAGCAACUUCAGCACACUGACGCACAUGCUAGCAAAGAUUUGGGAUAUCAAACAAGCUUAAGCUUUAACAAGCCAGUCAGUAUAAAGCUUGAUUCUUCAGAGGAGUACAAAUAUUCUCUCCAGCAUGAACCACAAACAAAGCAGCCACACAGUGAAAACAGUGAAGUCCUAAAAACUGUGUCUCAAUUCCAGUUAAAGAUCAGUCAGGAUAACCAAAAUCAGCAAAUGAUAAUGGAUAAAGAAGUAACUGAAAACAACAACCAGCAAGUACAAGAAGAUGGUGAAAGAGCCCCAGACAUUAAACCUCAUAACCAAAAGGCAAAAGAUUUCCAAGAACCUGAACCUACAGAAAAGAAACAAUCCAAUGAUGACAUAAGAAUAUAUAGUAGUAAUGACUCAAAAUCCCCAUGCAGUGAACAUGAGAAGUCAGACGAGAAGCUUUUCAUGCCAAACAUUACAACAAACAGUAAAGAUCAAGAGCAUAGUGGCCAACCGGCUGCAGACAAAAGUGCUGAAAAGAAAGAGUCCAAUGAUGACAUUACAAACCCAGUACCUGAAAGCCAUGUCAUUCACAUUGCGAGCAAAGAAGACAGUUCACCAACAAAUGAGCCUGUAAUAUACAGUAUAUGUGUUUCCAGCACAUCAGAAGCUGUUUCAGAAGACGAACCUGUAAUCUAUAGCAUUUCUGUAUCAAGCUUGUCUGAUGCUUCCAUGAAUCCUGGUCCAGAAAACCAAGAAAAAAAUCAAAUAGAGCAAGUAGAAAAAGACGACAAAGAAACAUUUGGCAAUAAAAAUAAAGAAAGUGACUUCCUUGAAAGUAAAGAGGAUAGUAAAGAGGUAAAAUUGAUUUUAAACAACGAUAUGGCAGAAGAAGAAACUGUGGUAAGAAAAUAUGAUUCUCCUACAAGCAAAGAUAAACUUGAUUAUUAUAGAUCAACAGAGGUGGACAAUAUUAGUUCAUCUUAUGAAAGUCUCUUGGCCAAAUAUGGGCUUCCUAAUGAAGAUACAAUUCAUGUUGAGUCAGACCAAAAAGAGCAGGAUAAAAAUCAAGGAAAUGAAAAGGAUGAAAAGGAAGAAUCUAUCCCUAACGCUUUACAAAAAACACAAAAUAAUACAAUUGAUGGUGACCAUUCGCCUAUUGAGAAAUUGACAUCAGCUGAUUCUACUAAAAAGCAUUCUCCAGAAUCUAGAAAAUCAAAGACUCCAGAAGCCUCCCCUGAACUUUUGAGGAAUGCUGAUAAAACCCAUGAGCAGCAUGUUCCUGUUAGUCACUCAGAGCAAGAGCAUCAGGUAGCUAAUGAAGUAUGCACACAAAGAGGUGAUGGAGUUGUGAACUCUGACAGAAACACUAAACAGGAUGUCUCAGCGAAUCAAGAAAUCCUGAUGUCAAAGGUUGUACCAGCUUGUGAAGACUUUGUGGAUACUCAGGCAGCAAAGCAAAUUGUGGAAAAUGGAAAUGUUCAAAUGAAGGAAAACAAGCAAGUCGGACAGAAUGCACAAACAAUGGAGACAGGACAAAAAGAAAAUGAUGAUGAUGUAGUUAACAAAAAUAAUGAGAUGGUACAAGCGAAAUGUGAGACUGAUUCACAACUUACAGCUGGAUUUAGUUCUUCGAAUAUCAGCAAUAAUUCAAUCAAUUACUCAUGUGAUGAUUCUUCCCAACCCAGUUCUAAAAUCUCUACAAAUGAUUGUCAGGUCAGGAUUAAAACCCCAAACACGGGAAUGUAUUCAAUUCACAGCAAUCAAAAUGCAAUCAAUCAAACAUUUAUUACAAAAAGCCCCACACUCAAAAACAGGACACAAGAAGAAUGUGUAGGAGAUGCCUUCAAACAAGAGAAAGCAAGCAAAGAACAUAUUCACAGCGAAGACAACAAGGCUUUACAAAAAGACACAAAAGAAAUGCUCUGCAAAAGCAAAUUCCCAGAACUUGAGCAAGUCAAAAGUAAUGACGCAAAAGUCAGUAGGUUGAUAGAGUCACAGAAAGAAAUUUCAAAUUUCAACAAUGAACGGAUCGAAAAGAAUAGUUGUGGCAAUCAGAAUCAAAUUAUACAUGCCUUUUCUACUGGAAAGACAGAUCAGAGUGUACCAGAUAUUCCACUGGAAGAUAAAAAAGUGCAUAAAAAAGACAUAAAGAGCCAAAUGAAGACAGAUACUGUAAGUACUAGCGGUGCUGCGCUACCCAAUAAUGUAACUGAAAAUGCUCAGAACAAGACAUCUGCAAAUGUCAUUGGAAUAAAAGCAUCAUAUGCUCCAGGCUUGACAGAUGAUGACACAGAAAGACCUGAAAAUGUGAAAUGGAAAAGGGAACCAACACAGAAGGAGAGAGAAAUCAUAAGAUAUGAAGUCACAUCAUUAAAUAAAGAUGCCAAGACAGUAUUACCUGUGAUUAAAGAUGACAAAAAUGUAGAAUGUGAAUCCAGUAAGAGUGAAAAAAAUCAAAAAGAAGCAAAAGCUCAGCCACAAACCAGUGGAAAAAUUUUAAGAGACAAACAUGAUCAAAUUAGUAUUGUGAACCAUCCAGAGAAAGAUGCUAUUCCAGAAAGAAAGGGAAAUACAUAUGAUGGAAAAAACACCUUUGAGUCUAAUCCACACAGUAAAUAUCAUGAUACAGUGCUUUCAAAACAAGAGGGAACCUUCACUAAGUCUGAGGUUACACAGAGGGAGAAGAAAACGACUAGGCCAGAAAUAUCAGCUUUAGCUGACUAUGCUAGGCUGAGGGUUAUCGCUGCUGAAGAUGACACCAUUACCGAAAAGGAUUUACUUCAAAAAAUGAACACAUAUCGCAAGUAUAAUUUAUCAGCUGGGGAGCCAAAGAAAGCAAAUUUUUCUAUGCCUGUGGGUGAUACAGAGCAAAGCAAACAACCAUCUGUAAAUAAAAAGUCUGAGAAUUUGAAUGCAACAACAACACCUUCACAAGUCCACGAACGACGAACAUACAAAAUUACAGAUGAAAUACCUGCGGGACAUAAACAGUGCUUGCCCAGGGGUGAAAUCAAUGCUUAUCCAAAAGUUGGGUCAUUGUCUAAAAGCUCAGAUGAUAGAGUAUGUGCUGUAAAAGAUACAGAAAGCACCAAAGAAAAGACAUCAACCACCCACAUGCAAUCAAACACCAAACAAUCUUUGACUGCACAGGAUUAUAGAUAUUCAAGAAGCCAUGAAGUCCAUCAACCCCAAAAUCCUCGAGCUGCUCAUCCUGUACACACACAGGUACAGAACAAAAAUGACCCCAGUCCACAGCAGCCACUUAAUGCAAACAUGCUGGAAAGAAAGGUUAAUCCUCAAGUAAAAAAAUCACAAUGUGAAGCACAAGUGUCAAUCGAAACCGAAUUUAAUAAUGCAAAUAGACAUACAGAUAACCAAAUAAAGGAAGAAGUGAAAGAUGAAGAAACAUCAGAGGAGUUACAAUACUACAUUGUCAAUGCAAUGGAAAGUGAGAAAAAACCUAAAAAUAAUCAGGAAGCACAUUCAUUAAGCAACAAUAUCUGUUCAAAGAAAGACUUAACUGAAAUUCAAGCAACAGUGCCACGGUCCAACACUUCUUCUCCAGCCACGGGGAAACCUAUUAUGUUCAGAGUGAAAGAUAACACAGGUAAACCUUCCUCAGUUACUAAAACUGUUAGGCCACGCUUUCACAGAUCAUUCUCUGAGGAAUUCAGCAUCUGCUCCCCAGUUGACAGCUGUUAUGGUUCAGAAAAGGACAAAGUGGAUUAUGAUAAUGAGAAUGAUUCAAAAGAGUUUGCUAACUCUCCAGUUUUGCAUGAGCAAUCAGUAACUUCACAUCGAUUCUCAAGCCUAAAAGAAAUCCAGGCUCGAAACAGACUGUUGUCCCCAGGGUUCAUGGCACCAAAAGAACCAAGGAGCUACAACAGAAGAAGCCAAGUUAUUGAAGGGGAUGAAUCCCGGUCACUCAUGAGCACAGUAUCUGAGGAUGUGCGGAGUUUAGCUACUAGUUCAGCAGUAAUGACAAACAGUAGAGAUUUCAACACUGAACAUGUUAGACGUACCUAUGCAAGGCCAGUAUCUUCUUGUUAUGAAAGACCAGAAUCAGCAUGCUAUGAGAGACCUGAAUCUGCCUGCAGUGACAUGAGACCAGCAAGCAAGCCACCUACUGUUCCGCCUAAAACAGAUAAAGCCCUUCGCCGUGCUAAAAGACUCACUAGUAGGAGAAUCAGACAGGUAGAGGACAAAGUGACAUCUGAUACCCAAGUACAACCUGAGUCCAAGUCCAUAAGAACUGUCUCCAGUUUACCUGCUUCACCUAUGGUACAAAUGUCAACAUCUCAGUCAGUACAGUCUUCACCGCCGAUAUCCCAUUAUCAUGUUGAACCAAAUUACGCACCUCCUGCACCUAGCAUUGUGGCUCAUUCUUUCCCCAUGACCCAAAGAAAGUUCCUACAGGAUCCAAAUUCGGGGCAAAUUUUCAUGGUGGACAUGCCAGUGCAGGUCAAGACAAAGACAUUUUUUGACCCUGAGACAGGAAAAUAUCUCCAGCUCAAUGUGCGUCAAAGAGCCCAAAGCACCUUGUCACAACCAGCAUCACUGGAGGUGUUGAGUCACCCGUAUGUGGUGUACCCGGGUUUUCUGCCCAUGCCUGUUUCUGUCUCAUCCGCACCCUCUGUAAGGUCAUCAUCCCAGAUGUCAGCACCAGCCACACUCACAGAAGACCUGAACAACCUAAAAGCAAGUCAUGAACCAAGUGAACAGGAGAAUCCUGAACCAGAACGCCCCAGAAAUGUUCAACAGCAAAAAAGACCUGUCUGUAGGACACGUGAACAAACUGGCAGGGAAAUUUUGCACACUGAAAAUGUUAGAAUGACUCCAAGGCAAACACAUAUCAUAACAAUGAGUGAAUUAGAGGACUUUGCAAUAGAGAACACCUGACUCAUGUACACAUGAGCAACAUGUAUAUCUGACUUUGUGAAUAAGAACUUAUUUAAGGAUUUAUUAAAUACAAAAAUAUGCUGUUUGACAAUGA
Hemibagrus wyckioides is the source of this 9979-nucleotide messenger RNA. RefSeq lists its product as uncharacterized. The record is from RefSeq and is a predicted model, not a curated record. The transcript has 3 exons. Gene Ontology annotation, biological process: positive regulation of calcineurin-NFAT signaling cascade. Gene Ontology annotation, cellular component: Z disc. Lineage: Eukaryota; Metazoa; Chordata; Actinopteri; Siluriformes; Bagridae. The coding region runs from base 472 to 9885 and encodes 3137 amino acids.